This is a messenger RNA of Sporothrix schenckii 1099-18, 318 nucleotides long. RefSeq lists its product as uncharacterized. NCBI's taxonomy places the organism in Eukaryota, Fungi, Ascomycota, Sordariomycetes, Ophiostomatales, Ophiostomataceae. The transcript is spliced from 2 exons. Bases 1 to 318 code for a protein of 105 amino acids. The record is from RefSeq and is a predicted model, not a curated record.
AUGUACACCUUCCACCCGAGGCUUUUGUCCCACUGCUUUGUCCACCAGACUUUUGUUACCGCUGCGGACUUCGAAUUUGGACGCGCACUAUCAAAACGUCUCCCGCUCACUGAAACACCACCCGCCAACAUGUGCGAGCAGCACUACACAAAGUAUGCGUAUGAUGACUGUGGCCACCGCGAAGUGGAAAAGGCCGACUUUGAGUACUGCGCUAUUGCUGCUGAUGAAGGCUUUUCGGCCUGCCGCAAGGUGAAGGACGCGUACAGCAAAGUGACGCGGGCAGGCAAGUGCUACAACUGCAUCGACAACAUAUACUAG